Zea mays is the source of this 1713-nucleotide messenger RNA. RefSeq names its product AP2/ERF and B3 domain-containing protein. Lineage: Eukaryota; Viridiplantae; Streptophyta; Magnoliopsida; Poales; Poaceae. The coding region runs from base 280 to 1416 and encodes 378 amino acids. The transcript has a single exon. Gene Ontology annotation, biological process: regulation of DNA-templated transcription. Gene Ontology annotation, molecular function: DNA binding; DNA-binding transcription factor activity. The record is from RefSeq and is a predicted model, not a curated record.
ACCACGCCCUCACAGGCCUGCAUCAUCUAUCUUCUUGUAUAUCAUCUUGUCCCAGCCCUAGCAAGCAAGCAAGCCUAGAACAGUAAAGUCUCGUCAAUAAUUCCAUACUGUUUCUAGCUAUCGCCUAGCGGCAGCGGCGAAUACUAUCACAGUCCGGCAUCAUCAGAUAGAGGCUGCUCUGCUGCAGGCAGUACGCAAGCACGCACACACGCCAAGAAACCAAAGCGAAGAUAGCACUCCAGAGGGAGCAGCGCGAGCUGUACGUAGCUGUAGCUCAUCAUGGGUAUUGAGAGCAUGAGCCCCACGGCGGCGGCGCCGGAGGACAGCUCUUCCGCCGCGUCCACGGCCACCACGGAGUCCGCCGCCGCCGCGCAGCCGCCGCCCGCUGCCGCACCACCAGGCGGCGGCGCGGUCGGCGGCGGAGACGCCGUCGCCGUCUCGCCGGCGGCGGACGAGCAGGCCGUCACGUCGCAGCCGUCGGCGGUGCCGCAGGGCUCCUCGCGCUUCAAGGGCGUGGUGCCGCAGCCCAACGGCCGCUGGGGCGCGCAGAUCUACGAGCGCCACGCCCGGGUGUGGCUCGGCACGUUCGCCGACGAGGAGGCCGCGGCGCGCGCCUACGACGUGGCCGCGCUCCGCUACCGCGGCCGCGAGGCGGCGACCAACUUCCCGGGCGCCGGCGCGUCGGCGCCCGAGCUCGCCUUCCUGGCCGCCCACUCCAAGGCGGAGAUCGUCGACAUGCUGCGGAAGCACACCUACGCCGACGAGCUGCGCCAGGGCCUGCGGCGCGGCCGCAGCCGCGCGCAGCCCACGCCGGCCUGGGCGCGCGUGCUGCUGUUCGACAAGGCGGUCACGCCCAGCGACGUCGGCAAGCUCAACCGCCUCGUGGUCCCCAAGCAGCACGCCGAGAAGCACUUCCCGCUGAAGCGCGCGCCGCCGUCGGUGGAGGCGCAGGCGCCCACCACCGCCAAGGGCGUGCUCCUCAACUUCGAGGACGGGGAGGGCAAGGUGUGGCGGUUCCGCUACUCCUACUGGAACAGCAGCCAGAGCUACGUGCUCACCAAGGGCUGGAGCCGCUUCGUCAGGGAGAAGGGCCUCCGAGCCGGGGACACCAUCGUCUUCUCCCACUCCACGUACGGCUCGGAGAAGCAGCUCUUCAUCGACUGCAAGAAGACCAAGACGACGACGCCCGCCACCGACGGGGUACCGGUACCAUCACCAGCACCAGCGGAGAAACCAAGCGAGGCCCGUGUAGUCAGGCUGUUCGGCGUCGACAUCGCCGGAGCCGGGUGCCACCACCAGAAGCGCGCACGGCCGGUGGAGAUUUCGUUCGACCAUGGGCCGCAGGCGGAGUCGUUCAAGAAGCAAUGCGUGGCUCAUCAUCACCGCUCUCCUGCCCUAGGUGCCUUCUUGUUAUAGCAGCGAUGCUAGUAUACACAUAGUACUCUAGUCCUUCCUCCUCUUUCUUCGAUCUUCAUGUCGUCUCGGCCGCCUGCUUGAUCUUGAAUUCAAUUACUCGGCUCGUCUUUGCAAAAACUUAAGUUUAAGUAAGACUGCAAGUUAAACUAGUUGUAUGUACAUCAUUAGGCAAUCUUGAGUUGCUAGACGAUACUAUGUAGUAGUUCCUAUAAUUAAGAUCUCAUGCAAGUUUGUGCCAUCGAGUGCAGCAAUAAGUUGAUUGCAUCUGCUAGAGACUAAACAUGUGUGCUUGCAUCU